Messenger RNA from Brassica rapa (field mustard), 7655 nucleotides. RefSeq names its product receptor-like kinase TMK2. Lineage: Eukaryota; Viridiplantae; Streptophyta; Magnoliopsida; Brassicales; Brassicaceae. The record is from RefSeq and is a predicted model, not a curated record. Gene Ontology annotation, biological process: protein phosphorylation. Gene Ontology annotation, molecular function: protein binding; protein kinase activity; ATP binding.
GAGUGGGUUUUCAAUAGAUCACGAGAAGCAGUUGGUGACGGUUAAAGGAACAAUGGACGUGAAAAAGCUCGUCAGGAGUUUGACUGAGAAGCUAAAACGUAGCGUGGAGAUUGUGGCGACGGCCAAGAAUGGUAACGCAAAAGAGAAACAGUACGUGGCGGCUCAGCCUGCUCACGGGUCUGCGUAUUUUCCGGGUGAGGAUGGAGAUACGAUUGAAUACUUAGCACCUCAGAUUUUCAGCGAUGAUAAUCCGAAUGCUUGCGUCGUUAUGUGAAGCGGCGGAAGAACAUUGACGGGCAUUACAUCAUCCAUUCACAGCUCCUAGGCCUGAAGAUAUGGAUGACUUACCUUCUGCACGAGCUCUUGCCUAUGACAUGGUCUAUAAUGGCGUCGAGAUUGGUGGAGGAAGUUUAAGGAUAUAUAAGCGGGAUGUCCAAGAAAAGGUUCUAGAGAUCAUUGGCAUCUCAGCUGAAGAGGCUGAAGCAAAGUUUGGCUAUCUUCUGGAGGCUCUUGACAUGGGUGCUCCUCCUCAUGGUGGAAUUGCUUAUGGAUUAGAUAGGAUGGUAAUGAUGCUGGCAGGUGCGAGUUCCAUAAGGGAUGUAAUAGCUUUCCCAAAGACAACCACUGCGCAAUGUGCACUAACCAGAACUCCCUCGGAAGUCGAUCCAAAGCAGCUCCAAGAUCUCUCCAUCCGCACCAACUAAUAGCGAUCUCAUCACAAGCAUCAUUUAUGUCUUUAAUGCUCUGAGAAGAGGAGUAAGUAGAGAUGUGGUAGUGACUAAGGUAUUGGUUUAGAGCAAAGGGAAAGCUUUCUGAUGACCAAGCCUUGCAUCGAUGUGUUGUGGCAUUUGCUUCGGAUUUGAUAUUUGCAAGUAUCAGUUUGAACCCUCACCGUAUAGCUGGUGAAUUCUUCUUAUAACAAAUUGCUGACAGAAUUCGGAACACACAUAAAAAGAAAAAGAGGACGUCCACUCGGAUCACGCAACAAACCAAAAGGUGUGUCAUGACUCCUAAGAUAUAGUAUUUCCUUAUUCAAAAUCAUACCAUUUUAAAUUAUGAAUGUAUUUCGUAGUCCACCAGAUAUGCAAUCCACCAGCGUUCAAACCAAAGUUUUAUGAUUGUAAGUUUAAGUGAAUUAUAAUAAUAUAUUUUUUUUUUUGUAACUGAUAAAAUAAUAUAUUCUUCACAGUAUCUUUUCAUAACUAAUUGAGUUAUCAAACUUGAUCGCAUAGGUGGCUUUGAUAAGUGUGACCUUUAUGGUGUACAAUUCUUUUCAACCUAAAAACAUUAUUGUUCCUCAAUAUCUUUCAUUCUGCUUGACUGCAACAAAAUAUUUUCUCAUCUGUUUUUCUUCCUUUAAACUAAUUUAUUAUCAUCUAUUUCCUGACAUUUUAAUCCAUCCACCUAUGUCAAAAACUUAUAGAAAAUGUCAACUUCCAAAAAAAACAUAAUUGAACUUAGCAAAUAAAUUCUUAAUAAUAUUAAAAAAUGUUACUUAAUAAUUUCUUCAGCCUCCAUUUUCCGCGCGUAGCGCGGACAAAGACUCUAGUCUAUAUUAACAAGGUUAAACACACUCUUUUCAUGCUCUCCUCACUUUAUCAAAGAGGCUACUUACAAUAAAAAUAAAUUAAUAGAAAAAGAAGGAACUUUCAUAAAAAAAAAUUCAUUAUGAUAUUUAUUUCACAUUUCAUCAAACUCAAGACAACUAAAAUAUAUAACAGUUAAUCUGACAUAAAUUUCCACACUUUAAUCACUAAAAUCAAGUUUUGAGAAAUAAAUAAAAAUAACAAAAUCUCAAUAAAUGAUUAAUAUAUAUUCCAAAAUUAAAAUUAAAAAAAUAGUUUGAAAGACAAAAUAAAAAGAUAUAACAAAUAUAUAGGAACUUUAUCGAAAUAGAUAAUUUAUCCAAAAUACAUAAUAUAACACCGAAUACAUAAAUUUUUAAAAAAGAUUGGAGAAAUUAAUAACAACAAAAAUUAAAUUAAUAAUCCAUUUACUAUAUUGUUUUCUUGCAUUUCGUGAAACCAGUGUAGACAAAAAUUAAAACCAAAAAUAUUGUAACUCAUCUAUUUUUCUUCUUUUUUUGCUUUAAAAUAAGGCCAAGAAAAACUAAUAAAAUUAUUGAAAACUAUCACCAAAAAUAAUACAUAAUUAGAACCAAAAAUUUCAAAAUAGUCAGAAACAAGCAAUAAAAAUAUAAAAGAUAUAUUUGCGUGAAUAGUGAGAAACUCUAUAAAAUAGAAAAUAUGAAUGAUGUAAAGCACAAAUCUGAAGUUAUUUUCCAUCUUUAAUUAUCUAAAACAUACUCCAUUUAUGUAUUCAAAACAUAUAAUAUAUAACUUAAGUUGUUUUUCGUUAAUCAAGUAAACAGGAUGCUAAUGAAUGACAAUAAUUUAAAACAUAUGAUAUGAGAGCAAUUGUUUGACCGAAAAUUAAAAACAAAUCACAUCCAUAUAAAACAUUUGUGAAAUGAUAAACUUAAAUAAUUAAAUAAACUCUCGCAAAACGUGGACACACCUCAAGAGAAAAACAAUUCGAUAAGAAUAUUCAGCAUGCUUGAUCAUCCUAAAUAAAUUCAGAGUAAAAUUCACUUAGUGUUUGUAUACUUCAUUUGAAACGUUUUAAUUCAAUAUAGUCUCAAUAAAAAUUCAAAAUUCGGUAACUAUUAUGUACUAUGCAGGUGAUACUUAAUAGUUUAUUUAUGUUAUAUAAAUUAAAUAUAUAUUCACUAGUCAAACCAUAACAAGCUCAUCAUCAGCAUGGAUGGCAAAAUGUUGGCUGAUUAUUUCCAUGAAAUGUUAGGAAUUGAAAUCAUGUUUGGUAUAAGUUCCUUUUGGAUUUUGAAUAUUUCGGGUUCUAUCAUAUAUGCAGUUAGGUUUGGGUUCGGUUCAGAUAAAACUCAUAACCCAAAAUACCAUAAAAGAACAUCCAUUCGGUAUUUAUGUCAGGUUCGGAUCAAUUCAGAUUUUUGGGUUCAGUUUUAUUUUCACAACCCUACAUUUUUAUUUUUCGAACAUCAACUUUACUUUAUGUUUAAAGUUUAACUAUAUUAAUUUUAUUACGACUAUCAGGAAUUUAUUCUAUUUUUAUUGAAUCGAUCAGUAAAAACUACUUAUGCUAUUCAUCUUUGACCUAACCAACUUCAAAACAAAGUGAUACACUACGAUCGCUAACCACUAUCAAAUGAAUCGGAAAAGUUAUCAUUCUUUUUCCACAUAUUUACAUCUUUAUAUAUUUUUUAAAAAAUAUUUACUAAAACAAUAAAUUUAAUUUAAAAUUCAUUAAAAAUAAAACAUCUGAACCUUGCGCGUAGCGCCGGAAUACCACUAGUACUUAAGAAAACUUUAAUGUUAUUAAUUAUUUGGUUCAUAUACUAAUAGUUAUUUUUUCUAAAAAUAUGAACUCUUCUUAGUUAUUUAUUUAUCAGAUUAUAUGAUUUGUAAUAUAAACAAAAAAAAUAAUCUCUACAACUCUCGCCGGCGCUUACAAAAAUUUCCCCUAUUAUAAGUGAACAACAUAAAUAUGUUCAUAAUUUGUAUCAAAUAUAUGUGGCCAACUAAUGUCUCGCCGGCGAGAUUUAAAAGAAAUUUGGUAGUAGUGAUGUUACUAUAUCUGGACAGUUUUGUGAUUUUGCCCCUUUUGACUGAAGGGGAAAAUCUAAAGCAUCCAUUAAUCGCUUCUUCCCUUUCUAUCUGUAAUCUAUAUUAACAAGGUUAAAACACUCUUUUCAUGCUCUCCUCACUUUAUCAAAGAGGCUACUUACAAUAAAACAAAAAAUUUAUCUACUCUGAUUCUGCUGUCUCAUUUUCUGUCUUGAAAUCAAGCAAACACUUUGAUCAGAGCAAGAAAUCAAGUAAAAUCACUUUGAUCAAGCAAGAAAUCAAGCAAAAUCUGCUCCAUAGAAUUACGGUUGAGUCGUUGGAUAGAGGAAAUUUUUGGAUUAAACCACUUUGAUCAGAGCUAUGAAUACAUGGAGAAUAACGGAUCAUCUAAGGUAUAUAAAGUAUUAUAAAACAUUGUAAAUUCAUCAUAUAGUGUGUAACAAGCAAACACUGGUCAUCGCGGGAAGGGACAUCAAACAUUGUAAAUUCCUCAUACAAACUUAUCUACGGCCCAGUUCUUGAGAGAUAAUUUACUGAUAUGAUUCAUCUAAGACGCUCCUCCUUUUGAAGAGAAUUAAAGUCUAAAAAGUUUCAUCUUGUGGCAUAAACCUUAAAAUGUCUUUGGCGUUGGUGAAUCUAAGCAAGAACACAUGCAUUUGCUACUGGUUAAUAUCCAUAAUGUGAUAUGGUCAAGCACCAUUUACUGCUUUGCUAGUGGAGAAUCUCAAGACUCAGAAGAAGACGACCAAUAUUCACGUACAAAAAUUAUAAAGAACUCCAUUUAAUAUCAUAAGAAUUAAAAUAAAAAUAAUGGAGUAAAAUAAUUCUAAUUGAAUUUCCAUUAAUGAAUUCUUCAAUCCAAUAACAACCCCUUAGUGGUCAGAAGCUUCUAAUUGAAGCAUUUCACUCCUUGGCGGAAUAGUGACAGAGUAGAAUCAGAAUGUAACUCUCUGUGAUGAAUACUCCCACAGACAAACAAGCUCAAAUCAUCUCAUCACCUUCGACCAUUGCAUGAGACUCCUACGUCUUAGUCGUGUGAACUAGAUCCAUGUACAUUGACUAACUUGUAAACAUAAGCAAAAGAUCCACUCCAACUCUGUUCAUCCGAUUUAUCUUUGACAAACCAAAACAUCACUGACUACACUUUGUAGGACAAACAACUCCUCCCAGAUCAAAAGGUAAGUGUUUGUAACAUCACCAACACAUCUCUGUAUCACUCUCCUUAUCAAAACAUCUUCACGACAUGUCUUCACACUAUUCCACUUAGUUAGCUUAGUCAAGACACCACCAGGUUCAGGGCCGGCUUAGAAUUGUAUUAGGCCCUUGGGCAAAAAUAAUUUUUACACAUGAUAGUUAAUUAAACUAAGAUUAUAGGGCCCUACUCUAAAAAAAAAAAAAAAAGACGGGCCCCUUCUGUUAUUGAAUUGAUUGGCUUUUGGGGUGGGCCCUAGGCGAGUGCACUCCUUGCCCUCCCUGUUGAGCCGGCACUGACCAGGUUCCCACACUCUAAUACUAAGAGACAGACCCGAGAGUCCCUUUACCCAUGACCAAAUUUCCAUUAUCCAGUGUGAUCCCUGAUAUCAUUGAUUCCAUGAGCUUUUGUUCAAUUUUUUUUAUAAACAGUAACACUUUAUUUCACCUUAAUAAAACGCCAAAUCAAAAACACUUAAGUGUGAAGAAGAGAAUUCUAGAACAAGAUUGAGCAAUUUUACCAGAAAAUUCAUAGGAAAAUAAAAUAUCAGAAAAGAGCAAGAAUAAUAAGCUAACAAACUUUUACAAUUUUUCUUAGGUUAAUCUCAAAGCGAAAGCGUAUUUCUGCUUUAUACUUCUUUGUUACUCUCUCAUUAGCUGAUGUGUCUCAUUGGUAGCAUUCUCUUGUAUUAGAGCAUGUGUAUACGAAUUCGUAUAUGUAGCUCAUACUACAUGCAACUUGUUUCCUUGACAUUGCUGGAAUAAUUUUGGAUUCGUUUGACUAAUAGUGUGCAUGUUUCUCGUUUAUUUAGGACUCUACCUUCAAGUACCACAAGACUUUUCUGGAUCUGUCUCUGUUUAUCUGUGUUGGUAAAUGCAAGCCUAGAAGAUGAGGGACCAGAUUACUUGGCUAUGGCAGCCUUGAGGGCGUCUUUGCAUCGUCCAGACGAUAUUGAUUGGACUAGCUCAGAUUACUGUACUUGGACUGAACUGGAUUGUGACAAUAACAGCCGCGUCACAGGCAUACGGCUCUCCAACAAAGGAUUCGCAGGAAGCCUACCUCCGGAGUUAGUUAACCUGACAGCUCUGCGAGUUUUCGAGAUAACGAGCAAUCAGAUUUCUGGAAUCAUUCCUACAGGGUUUACUGAGCUGCAGUCUCUGCAAGUGGUUGCUCUCUCCAGUAAUUUGCUUCAGGGACCAACGCCAAAGUUUAACUCGAUGGUUCGAGUUGAUAUGAGUCUAGGCACGAACACUUUUUGUUUAGAUUCUCCUGGCUCUCCAUGUGACCCCAUCGUUCAGACUCUCCUUUCUAUUGCUGGGGGAUUUAACUAUCCCCUAGAAUUUGCAAAGAGUUGGAAAGGGAACAACCCGUGUCAGGAUUGGUUUGGGAUAACCUGUAUAGAGGGUCGAAUCGUUUUUUUCGCCGUGCCAUUCAGACAACUAACAGGUAGUAUCUCUCCAAGGUUUAGAGACCUCGACUCUCUUCAGUUGAUUGACCUGUCGUAUAACCGUCUGGCUGGUACUAUUCCCGUUGAUAUAACUAAGUUGAAGGAACUCAGAGUCCUGGACGUUUCUCACAAUCAGCUUCACGGAAAGGUGCCAGAAUUCAAGAUAAAAAACGGGAAGCCAGUGAUAAAUACUAAAGGCAAUUUGGAGAUUGGGACUGACAUCAGUCCGGGGGUUCCUUCACGUAAGGGAAACAUGAAUAUCAAAAUCCUCGUGGGAAGUUUGACUGCGAGUUUGGUUGUCGUGUUGCUGGUUGUCGCGGGGUUCAUUGUUUAUCUGGUUUAUAAAAUGAAGAAGGAUCUCGUGCAGUCUUCUGAGCACAUCGAGAUCGAGAUGCCUGAGCACAACGAGAUCGAGAUGCCUGAUCACAACGAGACCGAGAUGCCUGAGCACAGCGAGAUCAACAUGGCUGAGCACAAUGAGAUCAUCGAGAACAAAGCAAUACCAAUGCAGAUUCUCAGAGUUGAAACAAACAACUUUGGAGUUGAGAAUUUACUCAGAGAAGGCGGGUUCGGAUCCGUAUACAGAGGUACACUGCACGAUGGAAGGGAGAUUGCUGUUAAGAAGAUGAACCAAGAAGAUUUUGCCGGUAAAGGCCUCAAAGAAUUCGAAUCCGAGGUCACUGUUCUAACCAAGGUUCAUCACCGCAACCUAGUGUCUCUUUAUGGGUAUUCCAUUGAAGGAAACGAUAGGCUAGUAGUCUAUCAGUACAUGCCCCAAGGCACAUUGAGCAAACAUCUGUUUCACUGGAGUGACCACAGUUUGAGACCACUCGACUGGACUACACGCCUCAGUAUUGCAUUGGAUGUUGCUCGAGCAGUAGAGUAUCUCCAUACGCUGGCUCUCCAGAGCCAAAGCUACAUCCAUAGGGACUUGAAACCGCCAAACAUUCUUCUCGGGGAUGAUUUACGAGCCAAAGUAUCUGACUUUGGAUUAGUGACUGCUACAGAAGAAGGCAGAGAAUCAGUCAAGACCAAGUGUCGUGGGACACCCGGUUACAUGGCACCUGAAUAUUGUAUAGUUAUCUUAUUCCUCUGUCAAUUAUCUAUAUUUGAUUGUGUAAUUUAUUUUGGAAACUAACAACUAAAAUAUCUGUAAUUGCAGUGGACGGAAGGGUUACGAGAAAGAUCGAUGUUUACAGCUUCGGAGUCAUCCUCAUGGAGCUCAUAACCGGCAAGAAAGCUACAGACCUUAGCCGAGCUGAAGACGAUAUCCAUAUCACAGCAUGGUUCAGGAAGAUGCUUCGCGAAGAAGAAACUUUCUCGGAAGCUAUUGACAGAAACAUUAUCGCCAACCAGGAGACUCAGCGGACCAUAUACAAAGUUGCAAAACUAGCAAGACAAUGCUGCACAAGGA